Molecule: messenger RNA, 2478 nt
Organism: Penicillium longicatenatum
Lineage: Eukaryota; Fungi; Ascomycota; Eurotiomycetes; Eurotiales; Aspergillaceae
Exons: 1
Coding region: 1-2478 (825 amino acids)
Source: RefSeq, a predicted model, not a curated record
AUGGCCCCCAUCCCGCGGGCCGAUUUUGAUAUGGAUAACCCGUCAUCUGACGUGGGUGACAGCCAGGAUCAAGAUUCUCCGCUGCGCCGUCAAUUCUCUGAACCAUUCCGUCCACAGUCCACCUCUACUCAAAUUUCACAGUCUCCUGAGCUAGUGGCGCGGAAAAUAAAAUGCGACUGGUGCGGGAAACUGUUGGAACUUCCUGAAGAUGACUCGAUCUCCGAGGAAGAUUUGCUGAAUUUUCACAUUGCUUCAACCCACCCGAAUUCUCACUCAUUCGAAUAUGAGGAGGGUGAAGAUGGCGAGGAUGGAGUCGAUGCCGAUGAGCUUGAACUGGAUGAAGAAGAAACCUUGAACGACGCGUCUCAGUUUGAAGAAAAUGAAGAUGCAUACCAAGUUGAAGAGGGCGAUGACGUCGAGGGCGUUGAUGAAGCUGAAGAUGCUGAAGAUGCCGAAGACGUGGAAAUGACGGAACAGGCUGAGCUGGCAGAAGCUGAAGAUGCGGAGCCUAGCGAAGGAAAUGAACAAGAGCAAGGAACCCCCCUCGCGUCUGCGGUCAACGGUGAUAACAGUGAGGUCGACACCUCCAAAACCUCCAGCGUCAGCUUUCAAGUUGCACCCCAGGCCCAAGGAAAGCUGGAUACGCUUGAAUGGCUCUCAAAUCCCAGAGGUGCAUUUCCAGAGGACUUCCGCCGACGUCUGGCUACAUGGCAAGAGUCAGAUAUCAAGAAUCGCCUACCCAAAGUUUGGAACGUCCAUAAACCUGAGAUAUUCUCAGAUACUUAUGAUCAAGAUAUGGCUAAAGUUGAAGCUACUUGGCAACACGUCUUUGGCGACAAACCUAAGAAGAAGGAUGCAUUGGAGCCACUGGCACGACCAGUUCCUUACAAAAACUCACAAGUUUCCAAGGGUCAGUUCCUCGAAAUCAGCUCAUUCGACGAACUGAUAGAAACUCUUCGGAAGCCGGAGCUUCUUACACCCGAUGAGCUAUAUGCAGCCACUGAAGCUGUUGCGGCCGCAAUGAAGACAUGGCAGGAUGAAUACAUUGCUCUUGAUAAACUUUACAUUCGAACCCACCGACACUUCCGGGCCCCACUUCCCAGCGAUGCAAAGCGAGAGCAAAACGUCGGUCACAAAAAGCGAACAGGGCAACCGCUUGCCCGGGUCGCCGAGCAUGAACGCGACUUCGAGGACCGGAAGGAAUCAAUGCUAUACGGGUACAAGCACAAUUUCUUUGGUCACAACUUGAGCAAUGCAGUUAGCUGGGUUCCCCAGAACCCAUUCGUCCAAGGCGGGUUUGUCCCCACCCCCGCGCAAGCUCGAAAAAUGGCCACAAAAGUUGCCCCUGAUGAUCGCAACCCCGAUGGCUGGACACCCCUCCUGCGGGAUGGCGUGGAGUUUGUUCCCAAGCUAUGGGAGCUCCGACGAGAGCCGGUGGUGAAAGUGACGCGCAAGCGUAAAGCUGUGGAUACUGAGCCGGCCAAGGUCGAGGAGGCUGAGGACACGCAGAAUGAGUCUGAAAUCGCAGAGGAGAGUGAAGAGGACGCCCGCCCUGUGAAGCGACGAACUCGGGGCCGUGGUGGUCGUCGUACCACACUCGAUACUUAUCAACCCCCCGAGGCUCCAACCUCGGCCCCCCGUGGUCGUGGCGGUUCCCGGGCUCGUGGCCGUGGCCGUGGCCGAGGAACUGGCCGAACUACAUCAUCCCGCACAUCCCUCGACGCCCCCCAGUCUGCAGCAUUUGCUUCCCCAACCUCUUAUCGCGGCCGCGGCCGUCGGGGCGCGAGUAUUGUGAGCUCGACUACCCAGGCACACUCAGUGGAGGAGACUCCUACGUCUCUGCCUAAUAUCUCUCCCAUGCCAGAGGCAACUCCACCACCGAAGGCCAAUGCAUCUACGAAGCGAGAUGCCACAGCCGAAGAGAUGGAGGAGGCCCGACGACUAAAGAUCGCCAACUCCAAGAACCCCAAGCGCACGAAGGCCAUGCUGGAUCAUUGGGAACGAUUCAACCGCGAGGGUCGGAUUCGCAAUCCGAAACGGUCAAAGGCGCAAAUAGAGUCAGACCGACAAGACGACCCUAUCAAGUCAGACGCUCUGCCUCGAGCUCCUGGCCGGCGCCGGAAGUCUCCAUCUUUGGCUCCCAUCCCGAACGGCAACUUGGCCCCGAAGGCCCCGGUUGGGCCCCCCAUGACAAGUCACUUGGGCCCUGGGCCUACGCUACCGCCGCUUGGGAUGCCGCAGUAUGCGCCUCCUAAUCCCUACGCUCAACCACCACCCAAUGUGCCGAUAGGGCAGCAGUUGCCCCCGCAAUAUGCACCGUUUCCCUAUGUCCCCUAUGCCAUGAGUCACAUGCAGGGUCCUCCCCCGGGCCCUCAUUCAGCUCCUCAUCCAGGUCUUCAUCCAGGCCCUCAUCCCGGCCCACACCCUGGUUCCCAUCCUGGCCCGCAUGAUCAUCACCACCAUCGCCGUGCUGUUUGA